This is a messenger RNA of Leucoraja erinaceus (little skate), 8648 nucleotides long. RefSeq names its product testis-specific serine/threonine-protein kinase 6-like. Lineage: Eukaryota; Metazoa; Chordata; Chondrichthyes; Rajiformes; Rajidae. The record is from RefSeq and is a predicted model, not a curated record. Gene Ontology annotation, molecular function: ATP binding; protein serine/threonine kinase activity; tau-protein kinase activity. Gene Ontology annotation, cellular component: cytoplasm. The transcript has a single exon. Bases 2035 to 2847 code for a protein of 270 amino acids. Gene Ontology annotation, biological process: microtubule cytoskeleton organization; protein phosphorylation; intracellular signal transduction.
AAACAGACAAUACUAUAGAUCACUACAAUCAAGUCAAACUCAAGCACAAUAGAUAGAGCAAAGCGAUACAGAGUACAGGAUAUAGUUCAGUUUGGCAGGGUUGCCUUUGCUAUACUGGCAAUAUAUGCACAGUAAGCUCCAACACAAUAUUGACUGGAUUAUCUGUGUCACCAGUGGUGGCGGAAGGAUCAUUGUUGGUCCGGGUCACCAGCUCUGCUCUGCCCCUUAGAGUGUGGCUUCCUAUUAAGAUGGGCUUGUCCUACUGGGCCUGAGGUCAUCCAUUGAGGGGAGACAUGUUCAAAACCCCUAGCAUUGGAGGAACUGAAACACUAUUUGACUGAUCAUGGGAGUGGUGUUCUUGGGUCUGACAGCGAGUCCGAUCCUCUCUAACCACCCAACACAAGCAAGGAGUCGACAGCUGAGGGUCAGAUCUUCUCUCACAUCUCCCAGGAGGAAGUUCCACCACCCAGACUCAAACAAGGGUGGCCCCUCAAACCUGCCCCGCCAUUCAAUGUGGUCAUGGCUAGUCUAACCCAGGCCUCAGCUCCUCUCCUCUCCAACUCCCUUCCACACUCACAUCUCAAAAAGCUCUCCUUUCAUCAUUACAGGAAGGGUGGGAUCUAGCAGGUAGCUAUUAUCUCACCUCUUCUCUCCAGUGCAGUGUAUUUGGUGCAUCUCUUCUCACGCUGACAUCAGGUGGUACUGAUCCUCAGACACACUCUGUUUCUUAUGGUUUCCAUAGUGUUCAAACCAAGGUCUGUCACAAAACUGCCUCUGCUCCAACUUGUUCUCCAGACCGUGGCCCUGGUCUCCUCUUGACCUUCCUCACAUACUGGAGGAACGUCCAUUGCCAAACCUACACUGACGUCAGUGGUUCCUCUGGACAUUCAGCCAUGGUCAUAGUGGACCAAGGGGUCCAUUCUUGUGCUGUAUGUGUCUAUGAUUCUAUGAGGUGGUUGCUGACGUCCUGCUCCACAGACAGAGGGACUGUUGUAAACAAGGAGUUAACAAUGGCCAAAUGGUAAUAACAACUUAGAACAACAGGACUCUUAUUGAGGUCUUGUUUGAAGCACCUCAAAAGGUAAGUGAACCUCUUCAGAUCGUUUCAUUUAAAGUUUCUUCAUGGUGAACUUUCUUCACUUUAACAGGACACCCCAAAGUUAUAAUCCCCUGUUUGAAAUGAACAUGGAAUGAAAAAGGUCGCACAGCACAGAGAACUAAAUGUGACUCAAAUCAGAUCAACUCCUUGCUUCAAAAGAACUUUCCCUGUUGCUGAAUGUUUAGCAUAAAUCUUCCUCCCCGAUUGAUUGUGGCUGAGGGCAAGACAAUUGCCACAUCCUUUCAGAAACGUCCACUCACGGUGUCAGUUGCGGCAUCAGAGGAGUGUUUCCAGGAGAUCCUGGGCAACAGGUGGAAGGAGCAGAGGGACAGAAGCCAAUGUUUGUCGAGACCACAGUUAGAAUCCACAAGAUUCACCCAACUAGAAAAGAAGUUGCGGUAGAAAAUCCUGUCCACUGAGCAGUCAGCCUCCUGCUAGCAGCACCCUCGACCCUUCACUUCAUUGAUGGGGGUGACCUCAUAAGUAUCGAGUGUCAGGUCAAGGGUCCGAAGUCAUCCCACCGGUGAAAGGCAAGACAGAUACUUCACACGUCCCAACCACGCAUUCUAUGUUUAGUGUGGGGGGUUGGAGGUACAUUCCUUAUUGUUCUUUCUUGAAGCAAACGCUAGCUUAAUUGCAUCUUGGAAUGCAUGGAGUUUGAUUCUUCUCCGGAGCUCUUGGCCUCCCGGCAGGAGGCACAGAUCCUUUGUUAGACUUUGGAAAAGAUAUCUGAGGGGAGUGACGCUUCAAUUUAUAUUUAACUGCAAAGUCAGUGCAGCCAAUAUUUUUGCAGAGGCAUUUCCAGUCACAUGUCUAUAAAAGGUGAUGGGGAUGAUGCGUGACACAAGGAACACUUCACAACAGCAAAUUAUUACAGCAGGUGCAUUGAUCGGUUUGCAUAUCAGGAUAUUGCCAUAGCAAGAUGGCUCGGUAACAUGUCGGGGAGUAAACUACUAGCACAGUUAGGUUAUAAACUGGGGAAGACUAUAGGAGAAGGCAGCUACUCCAAAGUAAAAGAGGCCAUUUCAAAAAGGUACAACAAAAAUGUAGCAAUCAAGGUGGUUGACAGGAAGAAAGUUCCAAAGGAUUUUGCCACUAAGUUCUUGCCGAGGGAGUUGGCCAUAUUGAGAGGCAUCAAGCAUCCUCAUAUUGUGCAUGUGUAUGAGUUUAUUGAAGUUCGCAAUGGGAAGGUCUACAUCGUCAUGGAGCUCGUCUCAAUAAACCUUCUGCAGCUGAUCCAACAAAGGAGCUGUGUCUCCUGCCCGGAGGCCAAGUGCUUGUUUUCCCAGGUCACCAAGGCGGUCAAGUACCUUCACGAACAUGACAUUGUCCACCGUGACCUCAAAUGCGAGAACAUCCUACUGACUGAUCAAAUGCAGGUGAAGUUGGGAGAUUUUGGAUUUGGGAGGAAGAGUUGGGGGUACCCAGAACUCUGUACCACCUACUGUGGUUCCGCAGCCUACUCCCCUCCCGAGGUUCUCAUGGGUGUCCCUUAUGACCCCAAAAAGUACGACAUCUGGAGCAUGGGAGUCAUUCUGUAUGUAAUAGUGACCGGUUACAUGCCCUUCAAUGACUCCAGCAUCAGCAUGUUACCAGAGAGGCAGCUAAUGGGUGUGAUCUAUCCAGAGGAAAUUACACUGGAAGAAAAGUGCCAGUCUUUGAUAGAGAAAUUGUUAACUUACAAUCCACUGACGCGUCCAACAGCUAACCAGGUGACGAGGCAUGCAUGGUUUAGAGAACGCAAAUAAAGGAAUAUGCUCUAAAGUGGCUCAAUUCAGGAUCCUUGUUGCAUUAUUGCCCUGGGCAUUGUCUAGAUCUGCAGCUGGUAAAUUAGUCUCAAAGAUUGGUGUCUUGGCUGCAGUUAUCCAUCAGGUUAAAACUGGGUCAGUUACACCACCUUUCCAAAUGAUUAGAUUUCACAGCAACGAAAGAGAGAGAAAGAAAGAGAGAGAGGGAGGGAAAGAUUAGUAAAAGAGAGAUCAAAGUGGCAGAGAGAGAUUAGAGGAUGAGGGAGAUUAGAAAGUGAGAGAGAUUAACAAAAUAAAUUAGAGAGAUUAAGGAGAGGUUGGAGAAGGGGAUUAAGGAAUUAGAAAGAAGGAUUACAGAUUAAAGAAAAAAAAGAGUUAAAAGAUAAAUCGUAGAUUUCAACAGCAUGGAAACAGGCCCUUAAUCCCACUUUGUCCAUGCUGUCUAAAUUGGCAUUCUGGGCUAGUCCCAUUUGCCUGCAUUUGAACCACAUCCCUCUAAACCCUUCCUAUCCACACGUCCAAAUAUAGAUUAAAGAAAGAUAACAUUUAAUUGUGGCCUAUCAUCAACACAAUGCAUUUUACAGAGUGUUCAUAAAUGUAACUCAAGGAAAUCUGCGAGUCAAUUUAAGGCCAGCGGGUCUCCAUGAGUAGUGAUGUGCUGGUUGAUUCUCCACUACAGAGAACUCCCAGCACUUGUAACUGGAUCCUUCCCGAGGGGGGUGCGAGUGGAAGAAUUUGGUUCAAAUUUCAGCCAGAGUCAAGUCGCCUCCUCUGAACUGCCCCUGGAGUGGAGGCGUGGAUGUUGUCACUGGAGCAGGAUUUUAACCCACAACUAUCAGACACAAAGAUGGGAGCCCCCCAAUUCACUGAGCCACUGCUACUGCUAAAUGGUCACUGCCUGGAUCUUGGGGAGGGAGCAGAAUGUGGUCUUCAUCCAAUUCCAAUCACUUGGCUCCUAAGCCAUAUAUUGUCAGGAGGUGGUGGACAGAGUGAGAGCAAGAAACAUUGCAAUCACUUGUACAAGAGAUGUAAGAGGCAGCUGAAGGACAGUGGGUGGACCAGUGGGUGAGACAGAGGGGCAGAGUGGCAAUGAGGGGGAGGGAGAAUGGAAAGGAGGAUGACAGACAGGGCAAGGGGAGAGGCCCCCCUGUUGAUCUUUUGCUGCAAAAGGCCAAUUGUAAUGGGUCCUGGUGCUUGCCAAGGUUAAAAAGACACAAAGUGCUGUAGUAACUCAGCGGAUCAGGCCAAACCGUACUUGCCUUCUGAUUGCAUUGUUGUUGGUCCAAAACACUGUCAGACAGAUGCCACAGAGCUCAAAGGUGAAGGUGUUCCAUUCUCCCCUACUGUGUUUCCAUCACUGGCUACAUUCCUAAAACCACCUCCCUUGUUUAUUCUGUAUUUGACCUAUGCUGUGCAAAUAUGCAACAGGACUGUGUGAGCAGACCUUUGCUGUGUCCCUGACCCAGACGCUCGAUGGAUGAGCCUCGCUUUGUGUCUAACCUGUAGCCCAGGCAUGUUUGAUGGGGAAGCCCCGAAGAACCUCUCUGUAGAGACUCAUUUGGAAAAUUGAGACACAAGGAAUUGCAGAUGCUGGUUUACAAAAUAAGACACAAGGUGCUGGAGUACUGGAGAGCAUGAUUAGAGCACGUUGCAGAUAAAAGCAUCCCGAUUGAAACAUAACCUCUCGAUGUUCUCCAGAGAUGUUGCCAGAAUGCUGUUACCCCAGCACUUGUCCACUUUGAGGGAAGCUCCAUCGUAGGUUGCUUUGUGCGAUUGAAUGCUUGAGCCCAGUGUGAGUGUUCCCCACCAUGUGGUUGCAUUAAUGAUGAUCCCUCUGUGACCUCUACUUCCCUCUCUCCUCAACACCCAGAGGGUAAUCUGUAUCUACAUCAAACUGCCAAGGUAAGCUAUAGAAGUAGAUAAAAUUAGCUUUUAAAAUACAUUUGGACAUAUAUAAAUGGAAUGCAUGCAAUCGGAAACAGGCAAGUAUGCCAACUUAUUCAGCAUGGACAAGGUGGGCUGAAGGGCUUAAUCCUGUGCCAUACAGCUCUGUGAUCCAACCUGGUUGACUAAGUGAUUUGUCCAUUCUAGUGGUAUCCAGCAGAGUGCUCUCUCUGCCCAAGGCUGAACAUUACCACCCACCCCCUGCCAUUGCAUGGCCCAACUUGGUGAAGGGAAUAAGGCUUCGCCAUUUUGUGAGCCAGCAAGAAGUGGGCAAAGCUGGUGAUUUCUGGUAGCUUGGCAGGAAGAGAACAGCAGUCAGCUCAGUCCCUGCUGCAGGAAUACACGAAUAGAUGAGUAAAUGUUUGCAAACAUUAGUGAUGAUGGUUAUCAAAAAUUAUAGCAGGAUCUUGAUCAGCUUGCUCAAGUGGGUGAAGGAAUGGUUAAUGAAGUUUAAUGCAGAUAAGUGCAAGGUGUUGCAUUUUUGAAAGUCAAACCAGGGGUCAGGACCUUCACAGUGAAUGGCAGGGCCCCGAGCAAUGUUGUCGAGCAGAGGGUUCUACACUGGUACAGUUCCUUGAAAGUGGUGUCAUUGGUAGAUAGGAUAUCAAGGCUUUUAGCAUGUUGGCCUUCAUCAGUCAGGGUACCGAUAAUAGAAGUUGGUAUCUUAUGUUCAAGUUGGCAUUUAUCAUCACUUAACCAACAAAGGUACAGUGAAAUUUGAGUUACCAUGUUUGAGUUACAGUUGUAUGAGAGAAUGGUGAGGCCAUAUUUGGAAUAUUGUGUUCAGAUUUGAUUACCAUGCUAUAGAAAGCAUAUAGUUAAGUUGGAAAGAGUGCAGAGAUUUACACAGAUGUUGCCAGGACUUGAGGAACUGAUCUGUAGUGAGAGGUUGGGAAGUCUAUUAUUUAUUCCUAUUUUUAACGUUAUUCCUUGGUGCGCAAGAGGCUGAGUGUUGAUCUUAUAGUGAUGUAUGAGGGAAACGCAAGGUUUUUCUAUCCAGAGUAGGGAAAUUAAGAACCAAAGAAUAUAGGUUGAAGGCGAGGGGAGAAAGAUUUAAUAGGAAUGUUUUUAACACAGAGGGUGGUGGGUACAUAGAACGAGUUGCCAGAGGUAUUUGAAGGACAACUUUUUAAAGACAUUUGGAAAGGUACAUGGAUAGGAAAAGUUGAGAGGGAUAUGGGCCAGACGCAGGCAUGCAGGACUAGUAUAGAUGGGGCAUCUUGGUUGGCAUGGGCUAGUUGGCUAAAGAGCCUGUUUUCAUGCAAUAUGACAUGCAGCCAGCGCUUCGGUUAUCCCGAUGCCGGGCUGGUGAUGUUAGAGUGGAUUUUACUAGCUGCUCCAGAAUUAAUAAUUAGACGAUUCCACCAUCAAUAUCCCUGGUCAAUUCCACCAUCAAUAAGCCCCUUCCCUGCUCUUGGUGACUAUUGGGGGGAAGAGAGGGAGCAUUGUUCAUCCAAGGGGUUCUGCCCGCCCUCCCCACACCUUUGUGGAAAUGAUCCCGCUGUUACUGGGAAGUUGUAGCACAUACAUUGGAACCAUGUGCUCCUCUCCCCUCCCCUCCCACCUGAGAGAAGCAUACAACAUUAUGAGGCAUUGAUAGGAUUGAGUAGAACCUUUCGCCCAGGACGUAAAUGCCAAAGACUAGAGGGCAUACCUUUAAGAUGAGAGGGGCAAAUUUUAAAUGAAAUUAGUUCAGCAAGUUUUUCCCCACACCUACUGGAGGUGGGUACCUGGAAGGUGCUGCCAGGGGUGGUGGUGGAAGCAGAUAUGAUGGUGUUUAAGCUUUUAGACAGGCACAUGGAUAUUCAAGGAAUGAAGGGAUAUGGAUCAUGUGCAGGCAGAUGAGAUUAUUUUAGAUUGGCAUCAUGGUCAGCACAGACAUGGUGGGCCCAAGGAAAGAGAUAAAAUACUGGACUCUCAGUGGGUCAGGCAGCAUCCCUGGAGAAAAUAGAUGACAUUUCAGGUCAGAAUCCUUCUUCGGGCCUGUUCCUGUGCUGUACUGUUGAAACCUGAAGUGUAAUUCCCUUCUUAUGUGUCUUAGAGUGGCAUGUCUCUAUCCCGGGCUCAGUAUAGUGGGCAUCAGAGCAACUUUGUCCCUGGAAUCUGAACUAAUUGUUCUCAUUUUUUAAUUCAUCUCAAAGCCUUAGGGUGCCCACACUCAUUCAUUCUAAUCAUCACCUGCGUCCAUGUCGGGCCAGCACCCAUUCUCCUCUGAUGCUCAGAUACAGCUGUAGGAGGCAGCAAGGCAAAUUGUAUCUGACAAUUGUCCAUGGCUUGGACGUUGCAACAACACAGAACUUAGAACAUCAUAGAUAUACAUCAUGGAACACAGGAAGACACAAAGUCUGCAUCAACCAUGUUGCCCAGUUGAACUACUUUCUGCUGGCAUGUGAUUCAUAUCCCUCCAUUCCCUGCAUAUCCAUGUGCCACUCUAAAAGCCUCUUAAACACCACCAUCGCAUCUGCCUCAACCACACCUGCAGCGCUUUCCACCACCUGUGUAAAAAAAACUUGGCGUGGGAAACCAAGUCACAGGAAGAAUAUGCAAAUUCCACACAGACCGCACCAAAGAUCCUAUAGCGGAGCAAGAUGGACCACUCGUGCUAAAUGCAAUGGGCUGACGUGUAGUACUCUACGGAACGUGGGCAUUUUUUUCAUCCAUUUCCAUAACCGACUCGACUCGCAGUGUAAUGAACGUUGCCGGGGAACAGUUUGUGUUAAUAAAUUAAAAUUCUGAAAAUGAGAAGUUUUUUACCAAAUAGCUUUUAUUUUUACAAGGAUGCUUCCGUAACCGGCUUCCAUCUCCGCACUAUUAUCCUAUGGGAUCUUUGGUGCGGUGACGGAAGCCGGAUACAGAAAUGGGGCCUUAAAUUACCCAUGAAUCUGCCCAUGGCCGUACUAUGUCUUUUUCGUCAAGUGGACCAUCUUGCUCGCUAUAGGAUCUUUGGACAGCACCAGAGGUCAGCAUUGAACCCGGUUCUCCGACGCCAUGAAGUAGCAACUCUACCAUACAAUGGGGUUUUUAGCACGUGAUAGUUGCAGUCCCUAUUCAAGAGCCUUUGGUUCUAGAUUAAUUCAAUUACUUGAAUUUAAAUCCCCACUUGCCACUGGUCUCAGUGUUAUUAGUUGAGAUCUUGACCCUAGUCCCAGUCCCACUAUUCUCAGCAUUCAUGAGAACACUCUCCUCUGCCUCUGCAUACUGACCUUGUUGUCCCGGCCCAUUUGUAAUAGAAUGUAAAUAUUGUCACCUCUUUUGUCAAUGUCUUCACUGUCUCCACACACCUGCAUUGAGCUUUUCCAUUCGACCCAUCACUGUUCCUCCAUCUCUGGCAGCCAAUUGUACAUCAGCUUGCUUCACUGAAGGAUUUGCACUGUCCUCACUACACCAUAGUGUACUUCAUUGUGUACCGUUUGAUGUCAGUAUGAAAGGAAUUUUAGUCAGCAUCUAAUACACACAGCUCCUCUGUGGGAGUGCUUGAUGACCCCAUGUAGGAAGAGCUUUGUGCUGGGCCUGUCUGCUGUACCUCCCUGCAGGUUUGACAGGAGUAUGAGGGGAGUUUUAAUCUGUAUGCAAUCCACACCAUUCUAUCCUCAAGAGUGUGUGAUCAGUCAGUGAUGAAAGAGCUUUCAUUUGUAUGUAAUCCAUGAUAUUCCCAUCCUCAGUGUGUGUUGGGUAACGAGGAGGGUGCUUUAAUUUUAUGUAAUCCACGCUGUUCUAAAAUUUGUUGUGUGCCAUGGGUCAGCAAAGUGGAGUUCUAAACUCUAACUGUUCCUAUGUCCCAUGCUGUUCUGAUCCUGGGGAGUGUGUGAUGGGACAGUGUAGUGGGUUGUGUUACGUUUUUAUCAGCAUAGUGUGCA